GCUUCUCGCUCUUGGAGUCCGGCGGAUCAGAGAUCAGCAACUGUGGGCACCUCGUCGCUGAUAUUACGUAGAAUCCGGCCACCCACUAGAGAUAUUUGUUUUUUAGUAGCUGCUCCACAUCUUCCUCCCUCCAUCUAUGGCGAUGUCAACUCAUUUAAGUAAAAUCAGCCAUAAUGCCGCGAUAAUCUUGUUGUUAACAACUGGAUUAGUGGUCGUCUUAGCCGGGACUGAAAUAUCCGGCAAACCAAAUAUCAUUAUCAUUAUGGCCGAUGAUCUGGGCUUCGAUGAUGUUAGUUUUCGGGGAUCUAAUAACUUCCUAACACCCAACAUCGAUGCCCUGGCUUAUAGCGGAGUGAUCCUGAAUAAUCUCUAUACCGCUCCGAUGUGCACUCCCAGUCGGGCAGCUCUUUUGACUGGAAAAUAUCCCAUUAAUACUGGCAUGCAGCAUUAUGUGAUUGUGAAUGAUCAGCCCUGGGGUCUCCCGUUGAAUGAAACGACAAUGGCGGAUAUUUUCCGGGGAAAUGGUUACCGCACAAGUCUCAUUGGAAAAUGGCACCUGGGGAUGUCGCAGCGUAACUAUACGCCCACACUACGGGGCUUCGAUUAUCACCUGGGCUACCUGGGCGCCUAUGUGGACUAUUACAAUCAGAGCUAUGAGCAAGUGAGCAAAGGUUAUCGGGGACAUGAUUUCCGGGAGAAUCUGAAACCCAAUCACGAGCAUGUGGAUAAAUAUGUCACCGAUAUACUCACCGAUGCUGCCGUCCGGGAGAUCGACGAUCAUGCAGCCAAAAACAAUAGUAAGCCACUCUUCCUGCUACUGAAUCACCUGGCUCCUCAUGCCGCCAAUGAUGCGGAUCCCAUGCAGGCACCGGCCGACGAGCUAUCCGGAUUUGAAUAUAUCCGUGAUGAGACCCAUCGAUACUACGCGGCCAUGGUAUCCAGACUGGACAAGAGUGUGGGACAUGUUGUGGAUGCUCUGGCCCGGCAGGAUAUGCUCCAGAACAGCAUCUUGCUCUUCCUCUCCGACAAUGGUGGACCCACCUUGGGUGAGCAUGCAACCACCGCCUCCAACUAUCCUCUAAGGGGGCAAAAGAACUCCCCGUGGGAGGGCGGAAUACGUUCUUCGGCGGCCAUUUGGAGCACAGAGUUUGAGCGCCUGGGCAGCGUUUGGAAGCAACAAAUCUAUAUUGGGGACCUCCUGCCCACUCUGGCAGCUGCUGCGGGCAUCUCACCGGAUCCGGAUCUUCGGCUGGACGGACUGAACCUCUGGUCGGCCCUGAAGUAUGGCUACGAGUCGGUGGAGCGUGAGAUUGUGCAUGUAAUAGAUGAGGAAGCUCCGGAACCGCAUCUGGCCUACACCCGUGGCAAGUGGAAGGUGGUUAGUGGCACCACCAACAGCGGACGCUACGACGGCUGGCUGGGUGAAAGGGUGACCACUGAGGUGGAUCCACGAUCGCAGGAGUACGAGGCUCUGAUCCAGAACACCAGUGUGUGGUUGCAGUUGCAAAAAGUGAGCGGAGGAGAGCGCAACAUCAGCGGUCUGAGGCAGCAGGCCAGGAUCGAGUGUCCGGCUACUACGGAGGACGAACACACUCCCUGCCUACCCCUGGAGGCGCCCUGUCUCUUCGACAUUGAGGCAGAUCCCUGCGAGCAAAACAACCUGUACGAGGAGUACAAGAACACAACCGUCUUUCAGGAUCUGUGGCAGCGUGUCCAGCAGUUUACCGCUCAGGCGCAUCCCCCCAACAACAAGCCAGGAGAUCCUUCAUGUAAUCCUGCCUUUUAUCACAACGAGUGGACCUGGUGGCAGGAUGAGACUCCAUCCAAUUCAGCUUUCUCCUUGAAAAAUAGUAUAUUUUUGAUACUUCUCCUAAACAGUUGGUGGAUAUUCUAAAUUAAGAAAUUCCAUGUUUCUUAGUUUCUAAAGAUUAGGAUCUUUUGUAAAGUGCUAUUACACAUCUAGUAUUAUUUCAUAGGCAUAGUGCGGAACCCAAAAGUAUGCUCCAUUGAAAAAUAUAAUCGGAAUCAAGAUAAGAAGUAUCUCAACCUUGGCAAUAUAAUAUCUUUUUGUUCUGAA
Messenger RNA from Drosophila ananassae, 2077 nucleotides. RefSeq names its product arylsulfatase B. The transcript is spliced from 6 exons. Lineage: Eukaryota; Metazoa; Arthropoda; Insecta; Diptera; Drosophilidae. Bases 137 to 1894 code for a protein of 585 amino acids. The record is from RefSeq and is a predicted model, not a curated record.